AUGCAUGGAGUGACCAGAGAGACACCCACAUUAAACGGGGGUGGAAGGGAGGAGCAACGUCCCCUGAAACAGUCCCUGAGUGGUUCCCUGUGCCGUGAGUCCCAUUGGAAGUGCCUACUGCUUACCUUACUCAUGUAUGGCUGCUUUGGCACGCUGGGCUGGUGCUCCUUGUAUCGCAUCACUGUCAUGGCGUCUGAGUUCAACGGUCCUGCUCGCCUCUACCACGAGAGUCCCUGUUCCAAUGGCUACAUCUACAUACCUCUGGCUUUCCUGGGUAUGCUCUACAUAGUCUACCUGGUUGAAUGCUGGUAUUGCUACUCCAAAACUGCCAACCUGGCCAAGGUGGAGAUUAGCCAGGUCUACGAUCGCAUCCAGCGGCUGCAACAAGCCACACCCUGCAUCUGGUGGAAAGCUAUAAGUUACCACUACGUACGGCGGACCAGACAAGUAACGCGCUACCGCAACGGUGAUGCCUACACCACCACACAGGUGUACCAUGAGCGAGUCAACACGCAUACGGCCAGCUCAGAGUUUGACUACUCCAGGCAUGGAGUCAAAGAUGUUUCCAAAGAACUGCAGGGCUUGAUGGAUCAUCCAGCAACACGAGUACGAUUCACCAAGUGCUUCAGCUUUGCUAGUGCCCGUGCUGAGACUGCCUAUCUGACACAGAGAGCUCGCUUCUUUGGCGACAAUGAGGGUCUAGAUGACUACAUGGAGGCACGGGAGGGCAUGCACCUGAAGAAUGUGGAUUUUCGGGAGCACAUGCUGGCAUUUCCGGACUUAUUGCGUCAACCCUGGUUCUCACGGCGCUUUGUCUACUGGCUGGCUUCUGCACUCCUGCUGUCCUGGCCUUUGCGGGUUGUGGCUGAGUACCGCACCGCGUACGUCCACUAUCACGUAGAGAAACUGUUUGGCGAAAGUGAGGAUGAUAAUGACAACAGUGAGACAGGGAACUACCGCUUGGGAUUGGAGCACAACAUCGGUGGCCCUACCUUACAGUUCAUAUCACGAGUCAACACAGUGGACAUGACUGAACUGGAAUGGCACAUUCGCUGUAACCAGCAGGUGGUGCCAAGCUAUUCUGAGGCCUUGCUCAUGGAUUUGGACAUGAACACGGACAAUCCCUUACCUUUGGCCAGGGCACCAUGCUCAUGGCGCAACUCCAGCUACUUCCUUCAGAACUGCCCCCGCUGCCGACGUUCCACUAGCAGCUUCUCAUUGCCUUCACGGGUGAGGGGGAACGGGCCCAUGGGGGUAAAUUCUCUGCCCAUUAGGGGUGGAGGGGGAAGGUUAGCAUUGAGCCGCAGUGGCUUCACUCUGGGGCGUUUGCACUCCUCAAGACAUCGGCACCCUUGCCUGUUUCAUUCGAGGAGCCUAGGUGGAGGAAUUGGUGGGAGAAUUGAAGACGGAAGUGGGACCUUUCUGGGCCUGGGGUUCCGCAUGCCUGAUGAGGAGAGACGCGCUGUUCUGGAAGGGGAGGGCCUAGAGGAUGAAGGGAAUGAAGAGGGGGAAGUGAGAAGACAGGUGCUGGAAGAAGAGAGAGAGAAUGGCGAAUGUAGAAAUGGAGAGAGAGACAGGCCUCCAUCCUAUCAGGAUGCGUUGUACUUUCCUGUAUUGAUUGUUCAUGGAGAAGAGAGCUGUCAUGGUGGGCGGGACAUUGACACAGGAUAG
Messenger RNA from Chanos chanos (milkfish), 1671 nucleotides. RefSeq names its product transmembrane protein 151A (gene tmem151a). The record is from RefSeq and is a predicted model, not a curated record. The coding region runs from base 1 to 1671 and encodes 556 amino acids. The transcript has 2 exons. Lineage: Eukaryota; Metazoa; Chordata; Actinopteri; Gonorynchiformes; Chanidae.